Molecule: messenger RNA, 2360 nt
Organism: Dendroctonus ponderosae (mountain pine beetle)
Lineage: Eukaryota; Metazoa; Arthropoda; Insecta; Coleoptera; Curculionidae
Product: arginine/serine-rich protein PNISR
Exons: 10
Coding region: 161-2194 (677 amino acids)
Cellular component (GO): presynaptic active zone; nuclear speck
Molecular function (GO): RNA binding
Source: RefSeq, a predicted model, not a curated record
CCCAGUUCUGUCACAAUCAUAUAAGCCGUGCUCUAUGGUCACAAUCACAGACUACAUACUAUUGGUCACAAUCAUGUCUUGUUUCUAUGGUCACAAUUCUAUGUUUUGGAGAGAUUCUGGAUUUAAUAUAUUUAAGUGAUUGAUUUGCUGUUGUGCAAAAAUGUUUUCGGGCGGCGACUCCACUGGGUCCCCAAAGUGCACCCAAUGGGCGAUGAAUCCAGCAGCAUAUCAGAACACCGCCAACGACGAGGUGGAUUGGGCAGCUCUGGCCCAGCAAUGGAUUAUUAUGAAAGAGGCAGGCCCACCUCCCAUUCCGGGGGGCCCCGAGGUAAAUCUGCGAAAAGCCCCUCCGCGGCUUUUGUUGACGCACUUGAAUUCCGCCAAGCUUGAUAAGGGCAAGACGCGUUCGGGGGGGCCUCUGCCGCCUGAAGGAGGAGAGGCUGAAAUGGAGAUGGACAAUGAACGGGAAGAGCCUCCCGCUUGGAACCCUGCAGGGUCGGACAAUCCGCCUCCGGCUCCUGGUUCGGAUUCUUGGGCCACAUGGAAUCAACCUCCGAGCCAGGGCUGGAACUGGACUAGCAGCUGGAGCUCGCCCACUGCGGUUCCGCCACCCAUUGUGGUAAAGACGCCUCUGCUGCCUACUCCCAACCGAAUGUUUCCGACAUCUGAUGCCGGCAGCGACAAUGCGGUUCCCUAUGGGGGCUACAACAGUAACUCGCAGUCAUCCAAUAACGACUUCAGCCAUCCGCCAGCCUUCUGGACCAACAUGGCAGUUAGCAAGAUCACCCAAACCGAAAUUAAGCCGCAUAACAAGAGGUACAGCAAGGUGAAUGUGCCGACAAAAGUGACCAUAAUAACGCCCGCGGGUGCGGUGGAGCCCCAUUUGCCUCCUCCCGCGGUUGUUGCUGAGGAGCCUGUAGUUCCCGCACCUUCUGUUCCUGUUCUGGACGCCAACAGGAGGAAACAGUUGCCAGCCUGGAUUAGAGAAGGACUGGAAAAGAUGGAAAGGGACAAGCUGAAGCAAAUGGAAAAGGAAAAAGAGAAGCUCGCCAGAGACGAUUAUACGGAAAAGGUGAAGCUCGAAGAAAAGGAAGCAAUGGAAAUUUUGAAGAGCACAAUCCAAGAAAAAAACCUGCUUAAAAAAAGCCGCUUUGAAAGUGACCACGAACAAUCAGACGACGAGCCUCCAAAGCGGACCGUCCGAAAGGUGUCACCCCCGCCCCCAGUUCCCCUCUCCCAAGACGAACUGAUGAUGAAAGUGCGCAAAACAAUGACGGAAAUCCUGCUGAAAGUGACCAACCAACUGAUCGAGCAGGCCUGCAAAGAGGAACGGCAACGGUAUAUUAAAAAACGCAGAGCUUCCGAUGAGCUAGCAUCAGCACCGAGUGGUGCCGCCAUUAAAGCCAAACUCGGUCUGGGAGUCUAUGCGGAUGACUCAACAAGCAGUGAGGACUCUGGGAGCGAAGACCGGCGCGAUGAGAGCUCUGAUUCGGAAAGCGAACUCAAAGAAUCGAUUAAAAAGCGGCAGGCGGCCUUUUCGAAAACUGAGCAGGAGAUCAAAGAGCGACUGGCCGAUGUGGAGCGCAAAAAAGAGUCUAAACCCAAAAGUCCGAGCCACAGCAGUAGAUCAUCGAGCGCGGACGCACGCGAAAUAGAUUCACAGGUAGAGCCAAACACGCAAGGCAAUGCCAAGGAGGAGGAGAUUCCCUCGAGUAACAAGGCGAAGCCAAAGCGCCGCUCCUCUUCCAGCUCUAGAGCCUCUUCCCGAUCCAGGAGCCCUGCGAGAGGUCGCAAGACCUCUCGUUACUCGCCGAAGAAGCGCUCCAGGUCGCUAAGUACCGUUAAAAGCUCGCGCAGGGGCAGGUCGAAAGAAAGUUACCGAAGAGACAGCAUUGACUCAAAGAAGCGUGGCAGACGUUCCAGAUCAGGCUCCCGCUACUCAAAGCGCUCUAAAAGGAGUCGUUCGCGCUCAAGGUCGUACUCAAAAAUGGGGCGGCGAUUACGCCGCACCAAAUCACGUAGCAGAUCGCGCGAUCGACCACAUCGCUCGCAUAAAUCAACCUUAUCAAGAUCGCACGACGCCAGGAAACGCUCCAGACGGUCCAGAUCGCGCUCAUGCAAAAAGUCGCCGUCGCGCUCCAAGCGACGCUCUUCCAGAUCAUCCAGUCGCGGACGCCGCUCGCAUCGACGCUGAAUACCCGAAGUAUCCAAGAUUAUAGGUUGGGUUGUUUCCAGAGUCGGCACUGCAGAGGAUUGCUUUUUUAAAAUUGAGUUGUGCCUUUUUUUUUCAGCCGCGAAAGUUAUCCGAUUUUUUUUAUCAUUUAUCAAAUUGAAACUACAUAAACGUUUUCUUUGCUUAA